AGUACGGGCGGAAGUCCCCCAGAGGUCGCCUUCCGGGGGAAGGUGCCUGCCUCACCCAAGAUGGCGGCGCCCAGGUGCCUCUGACCGGGGGGACGGGACGAGGCUGCCGUCGCUGACCCGGCUCCCCAUGGCGCUGAGGAGCCGGAGCUGCCUUCUGCUGGGGGCCGCGGCCGGGCGGCUGCAGACACGCGCGGCAGGUCUUCGUUUUGCAUCAACUACAAACAGCCUCAAAACUGAGAGCGAGGUGGACACAAGGGAAAAUGAGAUUGUUGCCUCCGCCUUCACUAACAGGAAUCCUCGGAACCUGGAGCAGCUGGCCCUGGCUAGGAAGGAGCGUGGCUGGAAGACGACAUGGCCAAAGCGAGAGUUCUGGCACAGAUUACGGCUUGAGCGGACACAGCAUUAUGUAGAAGCCUUUGUUGAGCGCUGUAAUGGGGAUGUUGUAGUAUCUGCUUCUACCCGAGAGUGGGCCAUAAAGAGACACCUGUACAGCCCUAAAGGAGUAACAGCAUGCAAAAACCUUGGCCAUGUAAUGGCACAGCGCUGUUUGGAAGCAGGAAUCAACUUUGUGAACUUUAAAGCAAUUAUCCCCUGGGAGCAUCGUUGUGACUCGAUUCAGGAAUUUGAAAAAGCUAUGAGGGAGGGUGGUGUUGUUCUGUAUGAGCCACGAAGAAUCUAUCAAUAAAACAGACUGUCAGGAAAACUUGCCAAGGAACAGCAACCAUCUGUUUAGGUGCGUGUGCAGGCACGGUGAAGGUCCAGAGCUGGAGCAAGUUGGAGCAUGGCAUCUUAUAAUAAAAUAUUUUUAAAUGGACAGAA
Messenger RNA from Dromaius novaehollandiae (emu), 819 nucleotides. RefSeq names its product mitochondrial ribosomal protein L18 (gene MRPL18). Gene Ontology annotation, cellular component: mitochondrion; ribosome. Gene Ontology annotation, molecular function: 5S rRNA binding; structural constituent of ribosome. The record is from RefSeq and is a predicted model, not a curated record. NCBI's taxonomy places the organism in Eukaryota, Metazoa, Chordata, Aves, Casuariiformes, Dromaiidae. The coding region runs from base 128 to 685 and encodes 185 amino acids. Gene Ontology annotation, biological process: translation. The transcript is spliced from 4 exons.